UCAACCUGCAGUCAGCUCGCUUGUGCGCUGCCUCCCUCCUGCGUACUGCGCUUUCAGCAUCGCUGUAGAGACUUAUGGAGCAGGAGAGCUGGGACUUACCCCCGUCUCUUUAGGAAGAAGUGUACUCCUGUCAAGACGGGGGGAACCCAGUUCAUCUGAACGCUCAGGUGCAAACCACGAUCUGAGAAGAUCAGACAGCAGAACAACUGUGGAACGUUCAUUUACACCAGAAUAAUCUGUUUAAGAGUGCCUGAGGAAGCACCAAUAUGACACAGGGAGAACUUGCAAACUCCACACACAUGGAGCCAGGAUGGAGACUCGAACCCAGCAGCACCCCACAGUGUGGCACAUUGUACUUCUUUCUUGAGCGUAAAGUCUUUUUGCGACUCUCGGUAAGUGUAAAGACCAACAACAGUUAAUCUUUAUUGGUAUAGCAAUGGCAAAUCGACAUUAAGGGUUAUCAGGUGCACAAAUGUUCUGCUGCCUCAUCCUACCUCCUGACCUCCACAAAUGUUUUUUUUUCAGUGAAGAAUUUGCCCUGACAUUAAAAUAUGAUAUGCUGAAAAAGUAGAAGACUGUCCCAAAAUGUGAUCUGUAAUUGUGAGAAGGUAUCACCACUGAGAUUUACACCAGCAUAGAAUUCAAAUACACCCUGCACAUACAUUACAGCCUCAUUACUAUAUUUUGUGCUGUAACGGCUUUAGAUUUAAGUGACAAGAACAAAAUAAAAGGGUUUGCAGCUAACAGACAUUGUGGCUAAAGGCUCUAUAGUUCAAAGAAUUUUGGAACUAGAGGAUCAAUAGCAAAGGAAUCUUAAGUCAGGGCUAUAGUGGCUCUGUGUUGGCUAAACAAGGCUAGCAUUGGGGAGUACAUACACUAUAUGGACAAAAGUAUUGGGAGAUCUGUAGUAAUUACAGGAAUUGGCCAUGUAAGCCACGCCCACUGCUGACAUAUACGUGUAUAGACCAUGCAGUCUCCAGCAUCAAACAAUGGCAGCAAAAUGAGUGGUCAGGCAGAAGAGGUUAGUCAACCUAGUACCAUUAUGAGACACAAUUUGGCACUUUUUCAAUGAGUCGGUUCUCCACACUUGUGUCCUGCUAGAGCCGCCAUGGCCAACUGUAAGUGAAGUGAUUGUGAAUUGGAAACAUCUGGCAACAAGUUCAGCUGCAAAUCGGUAGCCACACAAAGGAUCUGAUCGCCCAACAUCGAUACCCAACCUGAAUGGCUGCAGAUCCCACCAGCAAUGUUCUAACAUCUAUGAAGAGCACGGGCUGUUAUAGCUUUGAAUCAGAGUGCGAUGUUGGACAGGUUGUUGUCUCAAUACUUUUAACCAUAUAGGGUAUUUACUCACCUGUCAGCUCCAUACAGUGUCUCUCAGGGUGCCCAAGGGCACUGUGGGAUAGAUGCCCCCACCUCACUGUGCCAACAUUAGCAGGAACAUUUUAUUGCCAGUAGGUUACAAAAGUUGGUCAAGCCUGCUGAUGUAGCCCCCCCAAUUAUCUCUGUUACGCAAGCAUGUCAGAUGUCUUGAAUAGUGAAUUUAACAGCAGAUUACAGCUCUAAUGUGUGCUUUCAUGUGGGAGACUGGCUGGGGAGGGAGGGUUAACAAGGUCGAUGAGAGGAUGCGGAUGCCGAUGGAGCCGAAAAAGGAAGAAGCUGCCGUUUCAGCCACGUGAAAGGACUGUACAGUUAGCCGUGUUCCCUCUGAUCCUUCCCAUCCCCAAGCAGAGGCAGCCUUCCUGUGCUGCUUCCUGAUGCCACCCUGGUCUGGCAGGAACUUGAGGUCUCAUGGGCCAGUUCCAGGUAUCUCUGCGGCAAUCUAGGCCCCGCUUGUGAGGUGGCAUGUGUCAUGAGCGGAGGAGGGGGGCUCCUCCACCAUCACCCACACCCAUCUGCUCCGAGCGGCAGGAGCCCGCACGCAGCAAGCUGUGCCACACGGAGAGAGGAGCCAAGGUCCACAGAGAGCUGGAGUGGCCAUGCCGUUCAGCUGUCUCACAUUCGGGGACAAGAAGGAUUACAACAAUCUGGCAGAGGUCACCGAUAAAUAUGACCUCGGCCAGAUCGUUAAAUCCGAGGAGUUCUGUGAGAUUUUCCGAGCGAAGGACAGGAAUACGUUGAAAAUGUACACCUGCAAAAAAUUCCUGAAGAAAGACGGAAGGAAAGUAAGGAAGGCGGCCAAGAAUGAAAUCUUCAUCCUGAAGAUGGUGAAGCACCCCAAUAUUCUUCAACUGGUUGAUGUCUUUGAGACCAGAAAGGAGUACUUCCUCUUCCUUGAGCUGGCUACAGGCAGAGAGGUCUUUGACUGGAUCCUGGAUCAAGGCUACUACUCCGAGCGGGACACCAGCAAUGUCAUUCGACAAGUGAUGGAAGCUGUCGCUUAUCUGCAUUCGCUCCAUAUUGUUCACAGGAACCUAAAGCUGGAGAACCUAGUGUAUUACAACCGUCUGAAACACUCAAAAAUUGUCAUCAGUGAUUUCCACCUUGCCAAGCUGGAGAAUGGCCUCAUCAAGGAGCCAUGUGGGACCCCUGAGUACCUUGCACCUGAGGUGGUGGGCAGACAGAGGUAUGGCAGGCCAGUGGACUGCUGGGCCCUGGGAGUCAUAAUGUACAUACUGCUGUCAGGAAACCCGCCCUUCUACGACGAGACAGAUGAUGAUGACUAUGAGAAUCACGACAAAAACCUUUUCCGGAAGAUUCUGGCAGGGGACUAUGAGUUUGACUCUCCAUAUUGGGACGACAUCUCAGACUCAGCAAAAAGUUUAGUAGCUCGUCUGAUGGAGGUGGACCAGGACCAGCGUCUGACUGCUCAGGAGGCGAUCAAUCAUGAAUGGAUUUCGGGAAAUGCGGCCUCUGACAAGAACAUAAAGGAUGGUGUUUGUGCACAAAUCGAGAAAAACUUUGCCAAAGCCAAAUGGAAGAAAGCAGUACGGGUCACGACCAUCAUGAAGAGGCUGCGUGCCCCGGAGCAGAGCGACUCCGCUGGAGCCACCGGGCCUGCUGUGUCUGGCCCAGCGAACCCCCUCCCCACAGCGGAGCCCUCUGGUGACAAGGGAGCCCCCUUGACUCAAGCAGAGGGUUCGGGUGCUGUGGGCGGGGUCAGCGCAGAGCCCUCUGCCGCACCUCAGUCGGCGGAUCCCUCGCUGCGGUGUAAUGGUGAAACCCCUGCACCCCUCCCAUCGACAGCUGUGACCAGUGACGAGCAAAAUGGUUAAAUGUCAGUCUGGCGCAAUGGUAAUCCCCCUCCCCCCCGGCCCCCCACAAGCCAUCCUGUAUAUUGUAUAUUCGCUGCUGGCAUGGUGACCCUAAGUCCGCUACUUACCUUCACAGCAUUAGCAUCUGGUAGAUUUUGUAGCCCAUCUCUCCUGAGCAGCCAAUCAGCCUGGGUUCUGUCUUUCAUAGGAAGUCGAUCAUCCCAUAUUCUGUCUUUCCUAAGCAAGUGAUUAAUUUGUAUUAUGUCUUUCCUGAGAGGUCAGUUAGCUUGCAUUCCAUCUGUAAUCAAUUGAUUAACCAGCAUUCCCUUUCUCAAAAGCAAUUGGUCGUCCUGUGUUCUUGUGUUCUGCCUCUCCUUAGAGACUGAUCCACUUGUGCUGAGUCUUUCCUGGGAGUUCGGUGUGUCAGAUGCGUUUGAGUGCCCUGUAUUCCCUCUCGCCUGAAACAUUGAUUGGCCUGCAUUUUCACUCCCUCUAGCUCGGGACUCUUCAAAUCUGGCCGUCGAUUACAAAUCCAGGCCUUGUUUUCAGUUCUCCCUCACAGUUAGUUUAAUAAAUACUGAUUCUGAUUGGGCACUGAGGUUUCAUACCUGGCAAAGAGAUAAAGGAAUGCUGGAAAAUCAGCAGUGCUUGGCCCUUGAGGACCGUGAUUCGAAUAGCCCUGUUCUAGUUUCAUAAACAUCUUUUUUGCGAGCAGCUGUAGGUAUCAUCUCAUGGAUUCUCCCUUGAUAAUAUCCCUAAUAACUAAAGCAUGACAAGAAGUAAGCAUUCUGGCAGAUUUCAGUACUUAUUUUCUUUUUUUGCAAUGUGCGUCCUUUUGUUUCGACAUUCUGAGUAAUGGCAUCUGGCUUGGUGAGAGUGAUUCAGUAGCUGACCCCUCUUCCCUUCUGACAUCUUCACCUUCAGCCCUGCUCAGGAACUCACUGUUUGGCUCACAAGUGUAUAUGAUGUGUAAAUAGUCCCCUGUACAACUAGCCAUACAUUAAAACUGUCCUGCUGAUUUUUAUCAUGACUGAAGGAUAGAGAGACCAUAUUUAUACACAUGCUGACGUGCAACUGAUAACUCGGACCUUUUCACUUUCUGUACAUCCUGUUUAUCCAUGUAUUUUACAAAGUUCUUUCCCUGAUGAGAGUCCUAGCUUAGCAUCACUGUAAUCACUGCAGUUCUACUCAGCAGAUACUUU
Brienomyrus brachyistius is the source of this 4393-nucleotide messenger RNA. RefSeq names its product caM kinase-like vesicle-associated protein. The transcript has 13 exons. The record is from RefSeq and is a predicted model, not a curated record. The coding region runs from base 1977 to 3212 and encodes 411 amino acids. Gene Ontology annotation, molecular function: calcium/calmodulin-dependent protein kinase activity; ATP binding; calmodulin binding. Gene Ontology annotation, cellular component: intracellular anatomical structure. Lineage: Eukaryota; Metazoa; Chordata; Actinopteri; Osteoglossiformes; Mormyridae. Gene Ontology annotation, biological process: peptidyl-serine phosphorylation.